Messenger RNA from Spirometra erinaceieuropaei, 932 nucleotides. Lineage: Eukaryota; Metazoa; Platyhelminthes; Cestoda; Diphyllobothriidea; Diphyllobothriidae. The record is from the annotation of a GenBank genome assembly.
AUGAGCCGCAAAUUGAAAGCUAGCGUCAUUUCUCCGCACCGCUGCAGCGUGUUCAGCUAUUCGCGUUUGGAGCAGUCUUCUGGUUUCUCCGACGUAGUUGCUUUAUCCACAAAUGCACCAGAUCCGGUAAAUGACUUCAGACGUUUUCAGCCGCGACAGCGGGUCUUAGGUUUCAUUAACUGACGCCUGAUGGUUGGCUCCGGUCUGUGUGCAACUCCAACCCCAAGUAGUGCGAGAAGGCGGCCGUCAGCUUCCGAAAAGUUCUUGGCAUGCGGAAGCGCUCGCCAAAAUUUGGGGUCCGUCAGAUUUGGCUUUUCGUCCCUUUUGCGUAUGCACCGGUUGACGAAGUCGCGCUAGUAGCCAUUGGUUUUGAAGACCAGUCGGAGUUAUUGUAGUUCGGCAGUCUCGUCUACCGCUUCAAUGAAGUGCGUUUUGACACGCCGAUAGAGCGUCAAUACAUAACUGCGUGUGUGGCUGAUUGGGUGGUUACUGUUGAAGUUCAGUACUUGAAUCGUAUUUGUAGCUUUCCUGAACACUUUGGUCUUUAGUCCACCACAAUUCUUGCGGCAUACGAGGACAUCCAGGAAGGCCAGCUGGUUGUUCUCUUCCUCCUCCAUCGUAAAUUGUAUGUCCGGGAAGACCGCAUUCAGAUGUUCCUAGAAUGCCAGAAGUUGGUCCCGGACGAUAAGGACGAAGGUAUCAUCAACAUACUGGGCCCAGCACUUCGGUAUGUGAUGCUGGAGGACCAGCAACUCCAACCGUUGCAGGACGGCCUCGGCGAUGAAUCCCGAAAUCGGCGAACAUAUUGGUCUGCCCUUCACCUCUUCGUAGAUUGUCCCGUCGAAGGUGAAGUAUGUCAUGAGACAGAACUACAGGAGCUGAAGAACUUGGGUGUGUCCAAGACGAUUAUCCGUUUCAUCGUUUUUGUUUAG